AUUCAAGCCUCGUUCUUCUCUGUGUUGCUAUAGUGGAAGGUUUGCAGUGUGCUUUGCAUUCUCUUCCUUCUGCUCUGGUUCAUGUGGAAGAUCCAUAAAAUUUUCCAGAGAGUUGAAGACAGAGGUGAUGAUGAGAGGUCCAGAAAUGAGCAGGAACAGCAGGAGGACAAGCAGGAGCUGGAAGUGCAGCAGGAGGAAGCGGACGAGGAGGGGAGUAAUAUUCUCCUUGCUGAUGAGCUCUGGCCAAACCAAAUUCAUCGAGAUAACUGUGAGCAGAUACUGCUCCUGUUUGGUCACCUCAUCAAUUUCUGCCAGUAUCUCAUGUCAGAUACUUUCUAUCCAGUGCCAGAGCACCCCAUUGGGGUGGGUAGUGCCUAUGAAGUCUGGUGUCCCUCUGAGAAUGAACCCUUCUACCACCUGCUUGUGCUCUUGGAGAACACUGCCUGCUGCUUCUACACACUGAUCGAAGAUGCCUGGAAAUGCUUGCCUGACUCAGCAACAACCAGCAUAAAUGUGGUGCUGUCCAGGUGCUCCUGCAAGCUUUCUGUGAGAAGUUCCAACAAAAGAACCCUCACGGUUCAGACAAUUUUUGGUGUACAACAAGAUGAUACAGACAUCUACCUGACCAGCCAGAACACAGACGCCGGCUUUACGCCCAGCACAACAUGGCCACAGAGCUGUGCUGUGGCAGAAAAGAAGUUCUUCCAGCACGUAGCCGCCAAUGCACAGGAGGACAAUUUCUACAUAAGAUAUAUGCAAGUGGCUGCCUAUAUCCAGGAGGGCCACGCCUUCUCUCCCUAUGAAAUGAAGAUGGUGGUCAUGCACCUCCUGACUGCCAUCCCUUUGAAAAGCUGGCAUGGGAUCUAUUUCCUGGAGCGGGUGGAUGACAUCUUGUGCUACCUGCGCUGAUGUGUGGAGGAGGUACGUCUGAACCAUUUCUUCGUAGGAAAUGAGGACGUGCCUGCGGAGAUUAUCUUGCCGGAGGAAUUCCGAGUGUCCCAACCGCUCAACCUCUUCCAGCGCCUGGUGCAGGAUCCAGAGAGACAUGAGCAGGCACUGCAGGAUGUGGACGAGCUUCAAGAUCGGCUCACAAGCCUGCUGCUCUAUAGGAAAUGAGAGACGCCCACUUGUCUCACAGAUGAGCAUGCUGGACGUGGAGAAGACGUCGCUCAGCAGGCAGUGGGAAUUGCUCUCAAAUGUUUUCUCCACACUGGGGCAGCCAUACCCCAUGCCGACGGAGAGGGUGCUGCGUGGACUCUUGAAGCAGAGACUCUUCAGACCAUCAGGGCAGAGAGCAUCCGGCAUCUCGGAGUGAGCCUGUUUGCCCUGGAAACAUCUUCCUCUACAAAAACGGGCAAUGGAAGGCUUGCUUGAAGAAACUGUUCUGAAGAAGCAGAGCAUGAAGUAUUUUGUGACUUGUAGAAAUACCACAUUUCAGUAGUGUAUUUUAGAAAUGCAGUUGUUGAAUUCUGUGAUUAAUUCUCACUGUUCAAACU
Coturnix japonica (Japanese quail) is the source of this 1496-nucleotide messenger RNA. NCBI's taxonomy places the organism in Eukaryota, Metazoa, Chordata, Aves, Galliformes, Phasianidae. The record is from RefSeq and is a predicted model, not a curated record.